CCAAAAACCCUCGCACUCUUCUGUACUUGCUUUGGUGUCUGCUCGCCUCCUCUCCCUCGCUCCGACGGCCGUCACCACCAUGUCCCGCUCCAUCAUCUCCUGCCCCAUCACCACUGCCGCCAUCGCUCGAUACCCCAUUGCUUCGUUCCUUUCCAAGCGCUGCCUCCACCUAAGCUCCUCCUCCGCUCCCGCUUCCGCCGCCGCCGCCGCACGCCCGUUAGUCGGUAUUCGCCUUCUCCGCCCCUCUCCUACGUUACUUGGGCUGGCCGCGGUGGGAGUGACCUCCCGCAUUGGUGCGUUCCGAUCCAUGGCCCGCCGCGCUGGCGAUUCGGGUUACUCGCCCCUGAGUUCGGGCUCCCGUGGUGGUUCUGGUUUCAGCGACCGCCCGCCGACGGAGAUGGCGCCGCUGUUCCCCGGGUGCGACUACGAGCACUGGCUUAUCGUCAUCGACAAGCCUGGAGGCGAGGGGGCCACCAAGCAGCAGAUGAUCGAUUGCUACGUUCAAACCCUAGCCAAGGUCCUCGGCAGUGAGGAGGAAGCGAAGAAGAAAAUAUACAAUGUGUCUUGUGAGCGUUACUUUGGAUUUGGAUGUGAAAUUGAUGAGGAGACAUCCAACAAGCUCGAAGGUCUUCCUGGUGUUCUUUUUGUGCUUCCAGAUUCCUACGUCGAUGCUGAAAACAAGGAUUAUGGAGCUGAAUUAUUUCUGAAUGGAGAAAUAGUUCAAAGGCCUCCGGAGAGGCAGAGGAGGAUCGAUGCAGCCACCACCCAGAGAAAUGAUAGAGAUAGACCCAGAUAUAAUGACAGGACUCGUUAUGUUAGGCGGAGGGAGAGUCAGCGAUGAACUGCUCCUUGGUAGCAGCUAGAUAUUAGGCUGUAUACACUGGGAACCUAAGCACUCGUCCCAUAAUGGUAGCAUUAUGGUGUGAGAUGUUUGGUGAUGCCAUAUCUUGAUGCAAUUUUCUUCAUGGUGUUUUCUUCACCCUGGACGUGAUCAUGAUUGUUUGAUUUAAAUAAAGACUUUGGCCUCGUGUUGUAGGAUA
This is a messenger RNA of Musa acuminata AAA Group (dessert banana), 1040 nucleotides long. Its product is annotated as multiple organellar RNA editing factor 5, chloroplastic/mitochondrial. The record is from RefSeq and is a predicted model, not a curated record. Gene Ontology annotation, cellular component: mitochondrion. The transcript is spliced from 4 exons. Gene Ontology annotation, biological process: mitochondrial mRNA modification; cytidine to uridine editing. The coding region runs from base 80 to 841 and encodes 253 amino acids. NCBI's taxonomy places the organism in Eukaryota, Viridiplantae, Streptophyta, Magnoliopsida, Zingiberales, Musaceae.